GGUGUGCAAUCUCAGUUUGGUUACUGGCCAACGUCUAUUACGGGUCUGGGUGUGAUAGCGUUUCCGAAUGAUGGUCGCUUUUUUGGUUGUGAUCCAUAUUCCAAAAGCAAUGCACAAGAGAUGGAUGGCAAGAUACUAGUGAUCAGCCGAGGAGAAUGCACAUUUUAUCGAAAGGCGGUCCAUGCGCAAGAAGCAGGAGCGAAAGCGAUAAUUUUUAUAAAUAACGAA
This is a messenger RNA of Radiomyces spectabilis, 228 nucleotides long. RefSeq lists its product as uncharacterized. NCBI's taxonomy places the organism in Eukaryota, Fungi, Mucoromycota, Mucoromycetes, Mucorales, Radiomycetaceae. The annotation marks the transcript as partial. The record is from RefSeq and is a predicted model, not a curated record. The transcript has a single exon.